AUGUCGACGAAACAGCAGAAGGUGGUUCCAAAAAUGGAGAUCAACUCUCGAAAGUUAACGUCCGUUAUUUCGCAGCUCGUCGAAGCCGUAAAGGCAGGAAACCUGAAGGCACUCGAUGAACUCGCCGACAUCAUGGAAAAACGGACAUACACCGUCUCCAUCAUCGAGGCUGUCCUUACUCAUCUGCGCAAAGAGAAUAUCCCUCCCAAAGGGGACGACGAAACUUUUCGUGCCAUGCCCAUGGACUCGCUCUUCGCCUGUUUCCUCUCCUGUCUCAUCAUGUGCGACCGAACCACGACCCACAAGAACGAGACCGUGAAACGAAUUAUCGGUCAGAUAGAGGGUAUCCUGGGCUGGAUCAGUUGUUUCUUGAAAUUCGCUAUCCGUACCUUUACGAUGAGCGACCUGGCACCGACCCUUAGCUCGACUUCGUACACCGUAUUGAGGUUGUUAAGUCUAGACGGGGACCUUACGGACGCAGUACUUCGCUCACCAUCGACAGCCGAAGCUCUUCUUGACCACCUAUCUGCGCCUCUCUACGAUAUCAGGGGGAAACCACUAUAUGUCUUGGAGGACGACGACGACCGCUCACGCGUCGACCCCACCCUUGCUCUGCUCCAAGAAUAUCCACGUAACCCGGCAGGUUGGUCAAUACUAACGAGCCGAAUCCUCGCCUCGCGCUUUACGACUAUGCGAUUCUGCGAGGGUUAUCUCGGGCGAAUGGAACGCCUCCCCAAACUUGGCGCGCUGGGUCUGCACCCCAACACCCUCGCGCAGGAUUUUGGGGCGCUGUACUACACCCUCGGGCAAUUCAUCUCAACGCCGAAGAUCCACCAGGAAUUCAGACGUCAACGGAUUCUCACUCGAUGGGUCCGAACUGUCCUCGACCUCGAGAUGUACUUCAUGCCCGAGCACACCUUCCUCUUCCUCUCCCACAUCUUCCGGGCGUCGUACCAGCCGGGGUCGAAUCCCGUCAAAGGCUUUGAGGAAGUCCUCGAGGCUGGGAUCUUUUACCCGCUGAUGAGUGCAAUGACGAAGCCAACCUCGCACCGACAGGACUACAGGAAGGUUGUAGAUUGUAUCGCACAGGCUCUCCUUGCGUUCGGAUAUCAUCCGCGGACUGCUAAGCGGCUGCGGCGCGAUUUCGAGGAGCAUAUCUCGCUCUGGAGACGACAAUGUCCCCCUCUUAUGGACCCGGGGCAGUGGAAGGAACUCCUCUAG
This is a messenger RNA of Coprinopsis cinerea okayama7#130, 1221 nucleotides long. RefSeq lists its product as hypothetical. NCBI's taxonomy places the organism in Eukaryota, Fungi, Basidiomycota, Agaricomycetes, Agaricales, Psathyrellaceae. The record is from RefSeq and is a predicted model, not a curated record. Bases 1 to 1221 code for a protein of 406 amino acids. The transcript has a single exon.